UCCUGAAGAACAGAAGCCUGAUGUGGACCAGCAGGACCAAGAACACCUCCACAUUAAAGAGGAAGAGGAGGAACUGUGGACCAGUCUGGGAGCAGAGCAGCUCAAUGUGAAGGAGGAGACUGAUGCCACCAACUUUACGUUCACUGCAGUUCCUUUGAAGCAUGAGGAUGAUGAAGAUAAACCUCUGUUCUUACAGCUUCAUCAACACCAAGCUGACGUCAGAGAUCUUCCAACCAGCAGCUCAGCUCAGGAUUCUGACUCCUCAGAAACUGAAGUCAGUGAGGAUGAUGAAGAGGAUUCUGACUCCUCAGAAACUGAAGUCAGUGAGGAUGAUGAAGAGGAUGAUGACAUGAACAAUCCUGACUCUGAGCUUAAACAUGUAGCAGACUCUGGAUCAAAAACUGAAGACACUAAUAAAGACUGUGAGACUUCUCCCAGCAGGGUUCCUGAAUCAGGUGUAAAGAACAACAGCAAAGAACAGAAGCUGUUGUGUUGUGAGCUGUGUGGGAGAAGGUUUACCAGAAAGGGCUAUUUAAACACACACAUGAGAAUCCACACAGGACAGAAGCCAUUUUGUUGUGAGCUGUGUGGGCUAAGUUUUACCACAAAAAGCCAUUUGAACAGACACAUGAGAAGCCACACAGGAGAGAAACUAUUUUGUUGUGAGCUGUGUGAUCAAAGGUUUACCAAAAAGGGCAGUUUAAACACACACAUGAGAAUCCACACAGGACACAAACCAUUUUGUUGUGAGCUGUGUGAUCGAAGGUUUACCACGAAGAGCCAUUUAAACUCGCACGUGAGAAUUCACACAGGAGAGAAACCAUUUUGUUGUGAGUUGUGUAAUCGAAGAUUUACCACAAAGGGCCAUGUAAACAGACACAGGAGAAUCCACACUAAAAACAAAGCACUCACAUGACUCCUAAGUUGAAACCACAGAGGAAACAUCAGUUUGUCUUUACACACACUUAAAAUAAACUAAGGCUAUGUUGCUUUUUAACAAGUUAUGAAAGUCUAGAUGAUGAGGAUGAUGCCAUGGCUCUGGAAACUUCAAUAUGUUAGUUGACAGCAUUAGAGUGAUUACAGACACACCUGUGUACACAUUUUAAGGCUGACCCUAAACACUGUUUGUGUGACACCCCAGGAACAAUUAAAAGAAAUCAGUCCUGAUAURAGGAAGAAAACUGUUGACCUGCACAACCCUGGUUCAUCCUUGGGUGUGUAUGAACGCCAUAGUUAAUGGUCUGAACUGAAAAGAGCAGCCUACAGACAGGGGUGGCUCCAGUGGGGGGCAUGGGGGGGGUCUCAAGAUCCUGCUGAAAACAGCCAUGCCCCUCCUUAUGUCCCCCCCACUUUCCAUGGGUGUAACAUGGUGGGACAUGCCUCCCGCACUUUCCGAGUCUGUACCCUCUGUACCCCGCUUUAUUUCAGCUGUUACAACCAUUUAAUCUAGUGUUAACAUGGCGUAACUUAUUUUUUCGAGCCGUCUUUAAACGCACCAUUGCGCAAGCUCACGGAGACGCGCUGAUGAUUUUGUUGUUUAUAUGAUCCAAAGUCGCGGGGGCGGUGCGGCUGCGUUAGCUAGCUGCAAAGACACGGCAACAGCUGCAACGCCCCCGCAGCCACAGUUGGUGAAAGGUAAAUAUUCACUGUGAGCAGCCCGGCACAAAAUUGGGAAAGACGGUAAAAGGAGAGCAGGUAAAACGAACUAACAUGUCUAAAAGUAAGGAGAAAGAGAUGGCUGGAGCAGAAAAGCUGAGGGGGAGAAAAGAAAAGGUCUGCAAGAUCCAGCCAAAUGCGCCAAAUUAACAGAACUUUUCUGUGUGGAGGGACCGAAAACAGACGGGCCAGUGAUGACACCGAGCAGCAUGACGCAUGAGUCCAGGUUAGCAAGCACUGUUUAAAUGUUUCUAUCAUCCAGACUUGGUUUGUGUGUUUCUGGCUGUGUUCAGGGCUCACAGAACAGCCUAUCAGAAAUGUUUCACCAUAUGUGCAUAAACCUUUAUACUGCUUUAUCAACUAAAACAAAAAUCAACCCAUACUGACCAGAAAAAGACACGUUUCAUUAAAGCAUAUUUCAGGAAAUAGACUUUGUUCUGUUUCUACAUUAAUAUAACUAURUUUGCUCAAGAAAAUUACAUUGCAGUGAGUCUGAUCACUCUGUGUGUGGAUAAUUUUCCUCAUGCUGUAGGCCUAUUUGAAUUGAACUCUCUGCAAAAGUUUUAGCUGAAAAGUCCAGAGUCAGCCAUGGAGUUGAUUCCAGUCAUAGAAGUGAAGAGGAGGAGGAAGGGCCAGGUGAGGAGAUGGAAGAGAAGGAGAAUGAGAAAGAUGAGAGGAAGCUGGAAAGUGGAGCAGGAACCAGUAAAAAAGCAGGGCCGGGUACAUGUGCAGUGUGCAGUACUGUUCUUAUGAUGGGUUUUGUAUUAAAUUAUAUUAACAUUUUGAGAUCUGAGGAUUGUAGUCUAAAUCUAGUCUUUUUGGCAUUUGAAACAGGCUGAAAAUUUCACAAUUUACAUUCAAACAUGUUUUUCUUUCUUCUGACUGAUCUUAAAAUGAGUUUUAUUUAGUAAGGAUUCACACUCACUAACAUGAUGAUCUAAACUGAUUUUAAUACAUUUGUUUUGGUCCACAAAUGUGUACAAGGUAUAAAAAUAGGUAAAUCUACAUCUUUAACCACAGAAGACUCUGUGGAUAAAAAUAUUUCACCAGAUUUUUCAAGAGAAAGUGAAAGUAUAUGUUUGAUGGUGGGCGUAACCGCUAUAGGUACUGGGUGGGACAUGUCCCCCUCACUUCCAAUAUCUGUGCCCUCUGUCCCACUUUUUUCAGCCGAAGCAGGAAAAAAAGACCUUUAAAAAUGUGUGUGCCCCCCCCCACACUAUUAAGACGGUGAUCAUGCCUUGGUGUGACAGACUAAUUUUGGACUGAAAUGCUGGGAUCUUACGAGGCUCCAGUCUCACAGAAAUAUUAAGCACAUAUAUCUACCUCUGCAAGUUAUGCUAGUGGCUUUCUGAAUUAGAUAAUUUAAUUUCCCAUUGGUAAUGAGCUAUUUAUAAUCUUCAUUAUUACUGAUUUUCUCUUAAUGCUGAUAAAGCAGCACAAGACACAGAAGGAAAUGGAUGGACAGAUAUGUUAGGGUGUUAUAGGUCUAUCUUUUGAGGUUGGUUUUUGUUUCCCAGCAUUUGCUUUGAUAUUUAAGAUAAGUUGUUUGUAGUUGAUUGUAGAAAAAACAGUGUUUUAAUCCUGCAAAUAAUGAAUCUGUGUUGAAAUUAUGUUUCUGCUUGCAUCCGUUGUGCGGUUAGAUWAAAAGCCUCUCUAAACCAAGCUCCRGGGCUGAAUUUUAAACCCAGCCCGCCCCUGCAGAUAGAUACGGAUAAGAAAAGGAACGGUGUUUGGAGAAGAGAUACAGGAGUGACUAACAGAUUAUUGAGGAAGGUUUUGCAAUUCCAUAUCAAAUUGUACACUGUGCUGCAGCAGAUUUCACUGAGGUACACUCUUGUAAAGUUGUUUUCUGUAGUUUGUUUGAGUUUCUUGUUUGACAUUUGUUGAAUCAUUAAAAGCUGUUAACAUGU
Molecule: messenger RNA, 3566 nt
Organism: Austrofundulus limnaeus
Lineage: Eukaryota; Metazoa; Chordata; Actinopteri; Cyprinodontiformes; Rivulidae
Product: zinc finger protein 32
Biological process (GO): regulation of transcription by RNA polymerase II
Molecular function (GO): DNA-binding transcription factor activity, RNA polymerase II-specific; RNA polymerase II cis-regulatory region sequence-specific DNA binding
Source: RefSeq, a predicted model, not a curated record